AUGGCUCGCGAUAGGAGCGUGUGCGUGGAGGCCAACACCGACGACGUACCUCCGCCGCCCAGGGGUCACUCGUCGCUUCGCAGUCAAUUUCGCGAGGCUCCUGCAAGCGCGCAGUCGGUCGCACAAGGCCGGUCGCUGCCGUCGUCGUCGUCCGUGCCGAGCGGCAACGCGCGCUACAUCCGCUCCACCACCACCCCCCCUCUGCGCCGACCCCCGCCCGCGCAGCCUCCUCCAGCUGAGGGGAGCGAUGGCGACGGGAACAGCAAGCCAGAACCCCAAGCGCGGGAGUUGCGCGGCAAGCAAGGCGCGCGCGAGGGUCGCGGGAGCAAGAGGAUGGAGAAUGGCGAAGGGGGAACGCGGGCGCAGGAGGGGGGGGGUGGGGGAGGCGCGCAGGAGAAGGCGGGGGUGGCGGGGGUGGCGCGCGAGGUGCUGUUCGUGAAGGGCAACGUGGCGGUGCACCCGUCCGCGUCGUCCAGUCGCAAGAUCGCGGGGCAGCUGCGCCUCGUCAAGCAUGGCGCUGACGUCUUCCUCAACUGGAUUCCCUACGAGCCCUCCUCGCCCGCAGGCACGCCUAAAGGCAUAGCGCGUGGCAGUCUGCUGUACUCCAUCCGCUCAGUGGCUGUGUCGGAGAUGCGCUCCAUCCGCCGCCACACACCGCCCUUCGGCUGGCACUACAUCAUCAUCGUCCUCACCUCAGGGGUGGCGUUCCCGCCGCUCUACUUCUACGACGGGGGGGUGAAGGAGUUCCUGCACGUGUUGAAGCAGCACGUCAUGCUCGAGCGCUCCCUGGAUGACCCCAACGUCUACAACGUCAACCAGUCCUUCGACCUCCUGCAGCAGAGGAGUCUAGCGCGCCUGCAUCUGUGGGAUCCGCCCUCCACCGACCCCGCCGAACCGCCCGCCUCCGCCAAUUUCCGCUCCAUGUCGCUCCCCGCCGCCCGCCGCCACGCCCCGCCGUUCCGCCCCUCCGCGCCCCCUGCCGCUGCAGCAGCGGCGGGUGGUGCAGCAGGGAGGGGAGGGGCGGGGGCGGGGGGGAAGUACCGUCUGGGCGAGCGCAGUGCGUCGGCGGUGGGGCCGCUGAGGGCCAGCAGGGCGCUGGGCAGUGUGAGCGAGGACGAGGGGGAGGGGGGCGAGGACGCGGAGGGCGCGGAGGGUGGCAAGGGGAAGGGGACCAAGGCAGUGCGGCGGAACAAGCUGCCCCCGUCGCUUGCCCCUCGCAGCACCGCGGUCACUCCCACCGCUUCUGAUGGCGGGGCAGUGGACGCAGAGGAGGGGGGCAAGGAAAGCGAGGGGGGAGGGGAGGGGGGCGAGGAGCAGCAGUACCCGAGUGAAGCAGAGAUGCUGCGCAUGCUGGAGGCCGCUCAUGCCCUGGCGCAGCAGCAGGCCAAGCAGAGGCGAGGGGGGAGGGCGGGGGAAGCAGGGGAGGCGGGGGGCGGGGGAGAGGGAAACGGGGAGCAGCCAUCGGAGGCGGAGAUGCUGCGCAUCCUGGAGGCUGCCAAUGAACGCGCCCUGCAGGACGCUGCCCGUGCCAGGGCGCUCUCCCACCAGCAGCAGCACCACCACCACCACCACCGGCACAGCACUCACCGCCAGCAGCCUGCUGACGUGGCAAAGGACAUCUCCAUGCAGGUGCGGGGCGAGCUGCCUGUGCUGCCAGUGCUGCUCAGAUCAGAAACACCCCUGGCCAGUGCAUGCAUGCUCAUGCCUCGCCCGUGCCUGUGCCAUCUCCCCUCUCCCCCCGCCCUCCUGCCUCUGUGUUCCCCAGGUGCUGGGGGGUUCUCCGCCGUGACGCGCAUGGCGCGUGGCAUGCUGGCCGCCGCCCCCGCCGCUAUGGGGGAGGCCAUGGGCGGGCUGGGAGGCAUGGGCGGCAUGGGUGGCUAUGAGGGGCGGCUGCUGGGCGGCAGGGAUGCGGAGGAGCGCAUGCCUGCUGCUGACGCAUGGGGGGGCGGGUGGGGGGGGGAGGAGGAGGAAGAGGAGGAGGGCGAGAGUGAGGGCAGCCUGAGCCGCCUUACCACCAUCAAGGUGCACUUCCUGCUCUUGGGGGAGGGAAUGAGGGAUGGGGGGAAGAGGGGAGUGCGGAGUCGGGGGAGCACGGAGGAGAGCACAGGCGUGGGCGAGUUUGAACUGUUGGACGACUUUCAGGACAAUUCCUCCUCCCUCGUGCCGCCUCGCCCUCUCCUGCCACCACUCUCCGCAGACGAGCCUGUCCCUGCAUCUGCUUCCAUGCCCCCCUUGCUGCCCUCCUCGCCAUCCCACACCCCGCGCCCCACCCACCAGUGGCGGGGGUAUCAGGACAGUGAGGGGCGGGUGAGCGAGGCGAACAGGGAGGCGGUGUUGCAGCGCAUCUUCUACAGCGGGAUGGACCCACAGCUGCGCUCCCAGGUGUGGCCACGCUUGCUGGGCUAUGUGCCGUGGGAUGCCAGCCACGCGGAGAGGGAGGAGCUGCGGCAGAGGCAGAUCACCGCCUACAACUCGCUACUGCUGCAGUGGCAGUACCCCAUCUCUCUUCUCUGCUCCCGCUCUCAACGCUCUGUUCCCUCGCUAUGUGCACCAUCACUCUCUCUCCCCCCAUGCUGCUGCCAUGCGGUGCAGAGUAUAAGUGAGGAGCAGGCGAGGCGGUUCACCAAGUACAGGGAGAGGUGCAGCCGCAUCGACAAGGAUGUUGUGCGCACAGACCGGCAUCUGCCCUUCUUUGCGGGGGAGGGCAAUGAGAAUCUGGAGCGGGUGCGCCGCAUCCUCAUCACCUACGCCUUCUACAACUUCGACCUCGGCUACUGCCAGGGCAUGGGAGACCUGUUAGCACCGCUGCUGAUGGUGCUGGGGGACGAGGUGGAGGCGUUUUGGGCGUUCACAGCGUACAUGGAGACCAUGGCGCCCAACUUCCACCGCGACCAGAGCGGCAUGCACGCCCAGCUGCAAGCCCUCUCCCAGCUCGUGCAGCUGGUGGACCCGCCGCUGUACGAGUACCUGGAGAGUGUGGACUGCCUCAACUUCUUCUUCUGCUUCCGCUGGAUCCUCGUGCGCUUCAAGAGGGAGUUUGAGUUCGAGGAUACAUGCCGGCUGUGGGAGGCGCUGUGGAGCUGCCACCUGUCGCAGCACCUGCACCUCUUCGUUGCUGCCGCCGUGCUUAAACGCCACCGCCGCCGCAUCAUGGAUGAACAGAUGGAGUUUGACUCGCUGCUCAAGUUCGCCAACGACCUCAGCUGCCACAUCGACCUGGACGCCGCCCUCAGAGACGCCGAGGCGCUGUGCGUCCUGUCCGGGGAGAGGGGGCAAGCAUGCAUGCCAGUGCCACCACCACCUCUGGAAGAGAUGUUUGAAGGGCCCGAGACAGGAGAAGAGGAAGUGGAUGACUGA
Closterium sp. NIES-65 is the source of this 3357-nucleotide messenger RNA. The record is from the annotation of a GenBank genome assembly. NCBI's taxonomy places the organism in Eukaryota, Viridiplantae, Streptophyta, Zygnematophyceae, Desmidiales, Closteriaceae.